Molecule: messenger RNA, 2369 nt
Organism: Mizuhopecten yessoensis (Yesso scallop)
Lineage: Eukaryota; Metazoa; Mollusca; Bivalvia; Pectinida; Pectinidae
Product: calmodulin-like
Exons: 5
Coding region: 153-614 (153 amino acids)
Molecular function (GO): calcium ion binding
Source: RefSeq, a predicted model, not a curated record
AUGGUGCCGACAUACAAUUGAUGUUUUAUUGAUGUGACUAGUGAAGCAUUACCGGUAGUGAAAACGUCAGUACAUAUCAGAAAGACAGAGCAGAGGACUGCUUACACAAUUACACAACAGCGACAUCUUAUCGGAUAACAACAAACACAGAAAUGGCAGACGACUUCACCAAAGAGCAGCUAGCUGAAUUCCGAGAAGCGUUCAACAUGUUUGAUAAGGAUGGCAGCGGGAACAUCACGAUAGAGGAAAUGGUGACUGUGAUGAGAGAACUCGAGCUGGACAACUCUCCGUCGGAGGAGAAACUAACGGCAGAACUUCACGCCAUGGACACCAACAAGGACGGUACAAUUGAUUUUGAUGAGUUUUUAGCGACGAUAAAGAAAACUACAGAAACGACCGAAACCCGUGAACAGGAGCUCAGAGAUUGUUUCAAACUGUUUGAUAAAGAUGAUAAAGGCUACUUGACUCUAAAAGAACUCAAACACAUCUUGCAAGAUUUAGGGAAAAAUUCGUUCACGGACGAAGAAGUGAACGAGCUUAUCAAAGAAGGUGACGUCAAUGAGGAUGGUCAUUUGGAUUAUGAUGAGUUCGUGAAGCUGUUGACCACACCAUAGCCGAAUGCGUUGAUCUGGAACAUGUUUAAAAGACGACAAUUUUCAUUUUCUGAAUGAUGAAUGGGAUUAUAAUGGUGAAGUCGUUUCCAGAUAAAACCAUUUUACAUGUAUAUUGUUCAUCAUUCUGUUGAUAUCUCCAUUGAAUUAGCCGAAGGAAGAACCAACAUUUUAGUCAAUUAUCAAUGUCCGACUGAAAAUCAUGCAUGUAUAUAUAUUCAAUUUUGCAUACAUAAUGAGCCCCAAAUGAGGUCUAUCUAAGAUUUUCGGACUGAUCUGAACAAUAUUCAUCGAUGUUAAAGGUCGAAGUUGGUAUUUCUUAGAUAAAGUCGAUAAAUAAUUAUCUCUAAACAGGAACUACUUUAACCUAUUUUAAGAAACGAUCUGAAACAGAUUUCUCGUUAUCUGACGUUUCUCCACCAAUUAGAGCUGGAAAUCAGCAAAUGACAUAUCAGAGCAUUUAAUAUGGGCAAUUAGUGGUGCAUGCUGAUUGUUGUCUGGAAACGACGAGGAGGCUGGGAUCACAUUUGUUUUUCUUAAAAAUAAUUGCAUCAAAAUGGAAAUACGGUUCGAAGUUUAGCUAUUUAGUAUUCCAAUAUAAAACAUAUGUUGACAUUAAUUUUCUGUCAAGAAACCUUUCGUAUUGUUGAGCUAAAAGGAGUUCAUCGAAAACAACACAUUUGCAGUUGUUGCUUAUGGGAUAGCUGAAUGAUGAAAUGCAUUGUUGUUAUUUUGUUGUGUUAUAUUUAUAUGUUCUUUUGCUGUUAGAUCUUUGAUCUGUAAGCGGAAAUAUUUGGAUAUCAUAUGAAAUUGAAGUUGAGACAUGAAGUUUGUUAGUUGGUUUCUUUUAUGGUAGAUUAGGACAUACGUAAUAAAAACCUAUCAUGUUAAUAAAUGAAUACAUCUAGUUGCUCAAGAAGGGUACGCAGUUUCUGCACCUCAUUAAACAGCCAUUACGGAUACUUUCAGCACAUACAAGGACGUGUGUAGGUCAUGUUCAACCUAAGACUCAACAAACGGCUUUUAAGGGUUAAGACAGCAGAUAAGCUGGAUUGGGUGCAUGUUGAGUUUUCAUUUUGAAAUUUAUAGUUUGUUCCAAAUUGAUAUGGACUACGACUUAUGACGCAACGAAGUGGAAUGUAAAAAGAUAAGCUGUAAGUGGUGCAAGGAGCGUUUCAGUUGUAACAAUGAUAGUCUGUUGAAAUAUUCGUCCAUGAAAUUCAAAAUCAUUCUGGUCAAUGACGAUAUUGUUUUAUACAGAUAAUUGCAAUCUCUGCGGAAUCAAUCUUGCUAAAAAUGUUAAGUAGCUCACUAAUACAAGCAAUAUAAAAUGGUAAAAUAACAUUGAGUUCUAUUUUGACUGCCGUGCACCACUGCUUGACCCCAAAGGAAAUUCCAUGACAAAUGUCAUCUCCCAGGUAGAAAUGAUAAUCGUUUUAUCUAGAGGGACUUUUGUCACAUUUAACCAAGAUAAUUUGGGCUUAAAAAGUUAAAUGCAAUUGAAGUAAGCAUUAUUUUAAAAACACGGUCAAAAGGUCAAAGAGUGCUAGGGAAAACCGUGCGACAGCCUUUAAUCAAUUAAAGACACAUACGGAACAUCCAUAACAAACUGCAACAUCCUAGUUUAAAUUGUGUUAAAUUAACGAAUUUUAAGAUUUGAACCAAAUAUUUAGCCAACGCUGACGCGGGGAAGCCUACACAAACUCCUGUAUUCUGUAAAUUAGCAAGCAUAAGAUACAUAUGUAUCACUGAUUUAAC